AUGGGGGCGACCCCAUUUCAUCGUUCCAUACUCGAAGUCCGGCUGCCAAAACAUUUUGACAAGCCCACGGACAUGAGAUACGACAGAACGCAAGAUCCUCUGGAGCACCUCACGGCCUUCGAGGCCAGGAUGAACCUGGAGGGAGUCGGGGACGAGGUAAGAUGCCGUGCUUUCCCGGUUACCCUAGCAGGACCUGCAAUACGGUGGUUCAAUAACCUCCCGCAGGGCUCGGUGACCGGCUUCGCCGACAUCAGCCAUGCCUUCUUAGCUCAAUUCACAACCAGAAUUGCAAAGGUGAAGCACCCAAUCAACCUGCUUGGGGUGACCCAACGACCCGACGAGUCGACCAGGAAAUACCUAGACAGAUUCAACGACGAGUGCCUGGAAAUCGACAAGCUGACAGACUCAGUGGCAAGCCUGUGUUUGACAAACGGACUCCUGAACGAGGACUUCAGAAAGCACCUCACUAUGAAGCCAAUAUGGACAAUGCAGGAGAUCCAAUGUGUGGCUAAGGAGUACAUUAAUGAUGAAGAAGUCAGCCGGGUCGUGGCUGCCAAUAAACGGCAAUCCUCUACUCCCAAAUCCGGCACUACGAGGGCGGAGAAAGACGAAAGGAACAAGCCAGGGACGGCGGUCCGAGCAAAACACCAAGGCCGUUUCCCCGAGUCGGGAAGUUCACCAACUACACCCCCUGGUGGCACCGAUCGUGGAAGUUUACCAACAGAUAGCCGAGAAUGGAAUACUGGGUACGGACACAAGACCCAAGACUGCUUCGACCUGAAGGAUGCGCUAGAGCAAGCAAUCAGGGAUGGGAAGCUCGCCGAAUUCUCCCACCUCAUUAGAGAGCCAAGGAGACGGAAUCGUGACCACGAAGGCGAAGACAAGCCCCGGGCGAUAAGGCGACGCCAAGAACCGGAUGGAGACGACCACGGCCUCACGGUGGUGAACGUGGUAACUGCCAAGAAUUCAGCCCCGAAGUCGAAAGCGGCACAGAAGAAAGACGCCAAGGUCAUGGCCGUCUCCUCCUCAUCUGCGAGAAAUUCCCGAAGGCUCCCAUCCAUCUCCUUUGGUCCCGAAGACCAUUGGUUUGACGAGAUAUUGGAAAGUCCCCCUAUGGUCAUUACGGCCAGAGUCGGAACUGGCCUCGUCAAACAGAUCCUCGUGGAUACGGGGGAAGACUCGAACAUCAUGUUUCGCAACGUAUUUGACGCCCUGGGGCUGCGUGACACCGACCUAGCGACCCACCAGCACGGUGUGCACAAUGGGAGGUGGAGAAUGUGUGUGGACUACUCCGACCUCAACAAGGCAUGCCCCAAGGACUGCUAUCCCCUCCCCAACAUCGACACACUCAUCGACGCGGCGGCGGGUACCGGUAUCUGA
Arachis ipaensis is the source of this 1380-nucleotide messenger RNA. Lineage: Eukaryota; Viridiplantae; Streptophyta; Magnoliopsida; Fabales; Fabaceae. The record is from RefSeq and is a predicted model, not a curated record.